AUGUACGAUGUGGUUUACAAUAUACCGUGUCUGGGUGAUGGCAGAAGGGCCAAGUGCGAUCUCAGUUACAUUGGCCAAACUGGACGCAAGACCAAUGUACGAACGGAUGAACAUGUAGAAGACAUCAAAACGUUUAAUCAAACUGGUGAAUUGGAAAACACGACAGCACUCGUACACCAUUUCUACGAGGCUGGCCAUGUACCGGACACAGACAAUGUUUCGAUUUUAGAAGUGGAACACAAUUACGCAAAACGAAAAGUGCUCGAAUCUCUACACAUAAUGUCAAAUCAGACUAUGAACUUUAGAAAAGAUACAGAGAAUAUCAGCGCAGUGUAUAUAAGUCUCAUUCAAGGGAAGAAAGCUCCAUCCACGUAG
Bradysia coprophila is the source of this 375-nucleotide messenger RNA. RefSeq lists its product as uncharacterized. The record is from RefSeq and is a predicted model, not a curated record. NCBI's taxonomy places the organism in Eukaryota, Metazoa, Arthropoda, Insecta, Diptera, Sciaridae.